AUGGAGAACGAGUAAGUUCAUCUAAAAGUUACGUUUUACAUUGAAUUUUUGCAGAAAAACAGUCAGUCUGUUGCGUUUCUCGAAAAAGUGGAAAGUGAUGGUGAAAUCUUCAAUAAAUGAGGUAAUUCCAACAAAUUUUCCAACAUUCCACAAUGUUUCUCAAUUUACAGAUGGCAAUAACAAGAAAAAAGCCGGAUGUCAUGGAUCUCGACCAAUUUGGCUUCUAAUAGGUUUUUGGGAAGUUAAACCGCCAGAUGGAUUCGCAAAAUGCACAAACACCACAUCGUCAUGUUUUGCAAGCCUACUGCCCUAUUGGAAAAUUUUAGUUGCUGCUUUUCUAUCUAAUAUUCGGCCUGUCCAGGAUCCAGAAGCUAUCAAACAACUGCGAGAAAAAUAA
Molecule: messenger RNA, 397 nt
Organism: Caenorhabditis angaria
Lineage: Eukaryota; Metazoa; Nematoda; Chromadorea; Rhabditida; Rhabditidae
Source: the annotation of a GenBank genome assembly